CGCCGUCGGCACCGGAGCGCCCCGCUUACACCGGUCCUCGAACCUUCACCGUCCUGGUUUCUUUUUUUUGCUGGUGCUGGUGGUGGUGGGUUUGAGGAGGGUGUGCCGGUGGGUUAUCAGGACGAUGCCAUCCGGGGGGUUCGAACCCCGCGCUCCCCCGCGCGCGUUCUCGCGUAGCGAGGUCGCGCAGAGCCGCGCCGCGGGGUCCUGCUGGCUCCUCCGCGGCCGGAGGGUCUACGACGUCGGCGCCUUCCUCCGGAGGCACCCCGGCGGGGCGGAGGAGCUGCUGCGCCGGGCAGGGAGCGACGUGGGCCCGCAGAUGGACGGCCCCCCGCACCGGCACUCGGAGAACGCCCGGAGGUGGAUGGAGCAGUACUACAUCGGGGAUCUGAGCCCGGAACCUGCUGAGGAGGAGGAGGAGGAGGAGGAGGGAGGCGAGGACUCGCAGGUCCCGAGGGAGCGGCGGAAGAGUCCGGAAGAGCCGUCGGCCGCCAGCCGGUGCAGCAAGGUGGACCCCGAAACGGACCUGGUGGACUGGGGGAAGCCGUUAGCGUGGCAGGUGGGCCACCUGGGCGAGCGCUACGACGCCUGGGUGCACCAGCCCGUCGACCGGCCAAUCCGGCUCUUCCAUUCGCCGCUGGCCGAGGCCAGCACCAAGACGGCCUGGUACAUGGUUCCCAUCGUCUGGCUGCCGCUGGUUUUCUACCUGAGCUGGAGCUGCUGCACGACGCUGUCGCUAGGGGAGACCAGAGUGUUCCUGACACGAGAUCUCUCCGUCCCGCUGCCCCCCUCCUCCUUCCCUCCCCUCUUCCUCCUGGGCGCGGGGGCGUGGUCGCUGCUGGAGUACCUGAUCCACCGCUUCCUGUUCCACAUGCGGCCGCCGGCGCGCAGCUAUGGCCUGACCACCCUGCACUUUCUGCUGCACGGACAGCACCACAAGUCGCCGUUCGACGGCUCCCGCCUGGUGUUCCCGCCGGCGCUGGCGGCGCCCGUGGUGGGCGCCUUCUACCUGCUGGCCCGCCGCCUGCUGCCGGAGGGCGUGGGGCUCGCGCUCUUCGCCGGCGGCCUGUGCGGCUACGUCGCGUACGACAUGGUGCACUACUACCUGCACUACGGCUCGCCGCGCGCGGGGAGCUACCUGCACGGGCUAAAGGCGCACCACGUCAAGCACCACUUCCAGCACCAGCGGGCGGGGUUCGGCAUCACCACCACCUUCUGGGAUCACCCGUUCGGGACCACGAUCCCCGAGGAGACCUUCGAGAAGAGCCAAUGAGGAGACGACCCCGCCCCCCGACCCCGACUCCGCCCCUCUCCCUGAAACCACCGCCGUCCAAUCCCGUCCCGCUUCCUGGC
Megalops cyprinoides (Indo-Pacific tarpon) is the source of this 1353-nucleotide messenger RNA. RefSeq names its product fatty acid 2-hydroxylase-like. The record is from RefSeq and is a predicted model, not a curated record. The transcript is spliced from 7 exons. The coding region runs from base 125 to 1273 and encodes 382 amino acids. Gene Ontology annotation, cellular component: membrane; endoplasmic reticulum. Gene Ontology annotation, molecular function: heme binding; fatty acid 2-hydroxylase activity; iron ion binding. Lineage: Eukaryota; Metazoa; Chordata; Actinopteri; Elopiformes; Megalopidae. Gene Ontology annotation, biological process: fatty acid metabolic process; lipid biosynthetic process.